Messenger RNA from Cotesia congregata, 869 nucleotides. NCBI's taxonomy places the organism in Eukaryota, Metazoa, Arthropoda, Insecta, Hymenoptera, Braconidae. The record is from the annotation of a GenBank genome assembly.
AUGGCAGCUCGGGCGUUACAUUAUGUUUUCAAAAUACCAGACCGAAAAUUAACUGUCAAAUUUUACCGAGAAAUUCUUGGUAUGAAGGUAUUAAGACAUGAGGAAUUUUCUGAAGGUUGUGAUGCUGCUUGCAAUGGACCUUAUGACAGUCGUUGGAGUAAAACGAUGAUCGGUUAUGGCCCAGAAGAUUCUCAUUUUGUCAUCGAGUUAACUUAUAACUACGGAAUAAAUAAUUAUGAGCUAGGAAAUGACUUUCAGGGAAUUACUAUCAAGUCAAAGGACAUAAUUGACAGAGCUAGGAAACAUAAUUGGCCUGUUGAAGAAGAAAAUGGAGUUUCUGUUCUUAAAGCUCCUGGUGGUUAUAAAUAUUAUAUUAUUAAUGAACCCCAAGUUGCUAAUCAAGAUCCUGUUGUAAAAGUUACAUUGUCUAGUUCAAACCUACAACGAACUGUUUCUUACUGGAAAGAUAUUUUAAGCAUGAAAGUUUAUGAACAAAAUGACAAUAAUGUUACUUUUGGCUAUGAUGAUAAUCAAGCAAAAUUGGAAUUCAAGAAUAUUGGAACUAAAGUAGAUCAUGGAAAGGCAUAUGGUAGGAUUGCAUUUUCAGUUCCUUAUGACAGUCAACCUGGAAUACAAAAAAAAAUUCGCGAGAACGGUCAUAAAAUUUUGACAGAUUUAAUUACUCUAGACACUCCUGGAAAAGCUUCCGUGCGAGUUAUUAUUCUUGCCGACCCCGAUGAACACGAAAUUUGUUUUGUCGAUGACGAAGGAUUCAGGAAACUUUCGGUUCCUGACUAUCCAAGCGAAGCUAUUUUGGACAGAUUUAUCGCUAAAGAGUCAACAUAAAAUAAUUAUUGUUAUACUUUUUA